AUGGGGUCGGAAGUGGCGGCGGCCCCUAAUGCAGAGGAGCAGGAGGCGGCGAGCACGACGUUGAUGAGCAACGAGCAUGAUGAUAGACGGGCCGAAGUGGACUGCUGCUCAUCGAACGACAGCGGGCAAGGACGACUCUGGAGGGGUCGUGACCUCGGCGGUCAGGGGUCGGACACCGAGGUGGCUGGCUUACGGCGGUCACCCACAACCCACAGUCAGAGAGACAGGACAAUUUCUGGCUCCGUCUUGCCCGAUGCGCCGGAGAACCUUCCAGCGGCUGAGCUCUCUCAGCGAGUCCAGAAGAGCCUUGAGACGAUAGCCCUGGUUGCCAAAAGGUCCGGCAACCUGAAGGGCACUUGUGUGAGAGCUCUAAAUGACGCUGCCGUCGUGAUUAAGGAUGCUUUCGAGUGCCUCGUGGAGCGCACUUCCUCGGAAGAGACGAGGCGACUGCAGGCGCAAAACAACAGCCUUCGCAUCCAGUUGACUGAGGUUAUGGCUGAGGUGGCACAGCUGAGGGCGGACUUCCGGGAGCAAUUCAGGAGAGUGUCCCCGGGCCCGUCUCAACGAACAGAGAAGACGCAGCCAACCACCAGCUCCCGCAAAGGCGCGGCAGCGUCCUCCGACAUGGAGGACAUGAUGAGCACCAUGACGGCGCAAGUGGGGCUGGCGCUGGAUGCGCGGCUGAGAGCUUUGGAGUUGGAGGGCAGGCUGCUGCCAGCACGGCCGAUGCGGCCCCCACUUGCUGCCGACCUGGGAAGCGGCUCUGAGCGGGACCCUCCCCUUACCCGAGAGCUGGAGACUGCUCCCGAGACGAAAAAACCUAAGGGGAAAAGGACGAAGAAGACACCGGUAACGGCGACUGCUGGCUCCAGUGGCAAAAAAGUCAUAGAUGCCACGAAAAAGCCACAGCCUGCUCCAGCUCCACAACCAAGAGCGAAGAAGACCGCAAAAACGCCUGCAAAGAAAAAAGGCGGGACUGGGACCCAGUCGGCAAACGAGGUGUCCACACCCCGCUCGCUGCCACCUGCCCCCGCUACCAUGAAAGAGGGCUGGAACGUGGUGGCGAGAAAGGGAAAGAAAUGGAGGACUGCCCAGAGUGCUGCCCGACCGCAGCCAACAGAAAAGGCAAAAGCCAAAAAGCUUAAGCCCCCACGAACGGCGGCCGUCGUACUCACCCUACAACCGGAAGCUCUACAGAAAGGUGUUACAUACAAAGAGGUGAUCACCGAGGCUCGUACCAAGGUCCAACUAACGGACAUGGACAUCCCUGGUGGAUUGCGCUUCCGCCGGGCGGCCACUGGAGCGUGCAUUCUCGAGGUCCCUGGAGUAUCUAGUGGAGAUAAAGCCGACAAACUGGCUGAGGCAAUCCAGCAGCAGAUCGGCUUGGAGAAGGUACGGGUGUCCAGGCCCUCAAAAACCGUCGACAUCCGCGUCACUGGCUUGGACGAGUCAGUCACAAAAGAGGAGGUGGUCGCUGCUGUGGCAAAAACCGGAGGUUGUACCGUGGACAUGGUGAAGGCCGGAGAAGUACGCCAGGGAUUCUCUGGGCUCGGUACUGUGUGGGUACAAUGCCCCAUCUUGGCCGCAAAAAAGGUCGUGGCCGGGGGUCGUCUAUUGGUAGGAUGGGUCUCUGCGCAGGUCAAGCUGUUGGAGCAGAGGCCACUUCGUUGCUUCCGGUGUCUCGCCAAUGGACACGUGAGAGCGCAAUGUCAGGCGGAAACUGACCGGUCCCAAAGCUGCUUCCAGUGCGGCAAAGACGGUCACAAAGCGGCUCAAUGCACCGCCCCACCGCACUGUGUUGUAUGCGCGGCGGCCGGGAAGCCGUCUGGGCACAGGCUAAGCAGCAAGGCGUGCACUGCACCCAAAACUGCUGGGAAAAGCAGGAAGACCAAAGCUGCUGAUGGCCCCCGGGCCCCCUCGCAGUCGGUCGAAUCGCCGGCCAUGGAACAGGCCGCGACGCAACAGGAGGAAGAACCGAUGGUCGUCGGGUAA
Molecule: messenger RNA, 1992 nt
Organism: Cydia splendana
Lineage: Eukaryota; Metazoa; Arthropoda; Insecta; Lepidoptera; Tortricidae
Product: nascent polypeptide-associated complex subunit alpha, muscle-specific form-like
Exons: 1
Coding region: 1-1992 (663 amino acids)
Molecular function (GO): zinc ion binding; nucleic acid binding
Source: RefSeq, a predicted model, not a curated record